Mercenaria mercenaria is the source of this 1361-nucleotide messenger RNA. RefSeq names its product somatostatin receptor type 5-like. Gene Ontology annotation, biological process: G protein-coupled receptor signaling pathway. Gene Ontology annotation, cellular component: membrane. The transcript is spliced from 2 exons. Gene Ontology annotation, molecular function: G protein-coupled receptor activity. The record is from RefSeq and is a predicted model, not a curated record. The coding region runs from base 231 to 1346 and encodes 371 amino acids. Lineage: Eukaryota; Metazoa; Mollusca; Bivalvia; Venerida; Veneridae.
AGCUCGAGGGCAUUUUAGUAGAUCGGCAGACAAGAUUUGAAUGAGACUAGAUAUUUUUCAAGUUACCUGUUAAGAAUGAAAGUAAAUAGUAGCAAAAGAUGCGCAUAACUGGCUUUUUGUCUUUGUACAGCAAGAAACAAUCGCACGGACUAUGCUUGGAAGGGUUUUGAACAUUGUCAUUUUGUAGGAUAUUAAAGGAGUGCCCUUAAACAGAAAAAGUUGCGGAGAGGAUGGAGCUAUUUCCGGGAUACGACGAAAAUCUCACCAACUUUAAUGAUAUAAAUCCCAUUAUUGAAAUUGACAACAGAUCACAAAACGUAACACCAAGAAACGUUUUCAAAGGACAACGGCCAUUUAGAAAUGUAACAUCGAGACCGAGGCCGCUAAAUGUCGGGAAUUGUUACAGUUGUCAUAAUGUUUGUGUAUUUAAGGCUAUUGAAAUCGCUUUUGUGAUCGGAAUAAUUGCUAAUAUUUGGGUCAUAAUUUUGGUCUUAAAAGAUAAAAACUUACGAAAGCCAACAUAUGUAUCAAUUGCGUGCCUUGCGUUAUGUGAUGCAAUAUUUCUCACCACAAAUCAAAUAAGUGCGGUUGAAACCGUAGUGCGGUCGUUGAACUGUUCCUUUCCGUUAACUUAUAAAGGACAAGUUGUUUCUACUAUUAAUGGGAUUUGCUGGUUUGCGACCAAUGCACAUGUCAGUGUUAUUGCACUUGUGCGAUACAUGUUACUUCUGCAUCCUUUGAAAUCUCAGCUAUACCUUACAAACAGAAGAGUUAUAUUGUCGUCUGCAUGUGUAUGGGUUCUUGGAAUUGCAAUAUGGAUGACAAUUUAUGGCCUGCAAGAAAGCGAUGUUUUAUCAGCCUCAAAAUCUGUGAUAUUUAUAAAUGUGAUAUGGGGAAUAGUUUACUUUACACCACUUUUGAUCACAAGUUUUCUUCAUUGUAAAAAGUGGCGACAUAUUCGUCAAGCGUCCCGUCAGAAUUUAGCCGGAAAUGGAAAUAUUCGAACAGCUGUAAUGCGCAUGACCAAAGUUAUACUUCUAGUUAUAAUACUGGCGGCAGUGUUACCUUUACCAAGAUUUGUGAUUAAUUGCCUGAAGAGGGAAAAUUUUUCAUUUCCAUCGGAAACGAGUGAAAUGUAUUUACGAAAUAUUGCUUUUCUUUUAUUUCUGCUAAAUCAUGCUAUCAAUCCAUUCUUGUAUGCUUUUGUUUCGACGCCGUUUAAGAAAAGCUUAAAAUCUAUUUUUGUCAAACAAAGAUUGCAUGCCUUCAGUCAGACAAAAGUAGCUAAAGAUUUAACUGACACACGAACAAGGUCCGCUCAUGAACAAAGCAAUACGAGGUUAUAGCCUAAUUAUGAUUGU